AUGUCAGCUGUAUAUGAUCAUAAUACAACAUUAUGGUCUGAUAAAAAUGAGCACUUCUUUCAUGAUUAUCGAAUUCAACCUAUUGCUCAAAGGGGGCCACAUUGUGUAUCAACUGUUCUUGCAAUGUUAACAGGAAAAACACCGGAAGAAUUUCAAGGUAAAAUGAAUACACAAGAUCCAUUUUCAUGGUCUCAAGCAUUACAACUCUAUGGAAUGAGAUUAUCAUAUUGUCCAAUGGAUGUACGAAAAUUAAAAUUUUAUAUGAAAGAACUCAUUGCAUUAGAUGAUCUUUUUACUUUGAGUUAUUACACAACUUUGAAUUCUAAACAGAUUCUUGGUGAUCCUGAUGAUAAUGGUUGGAUAACCGGUUCUCAUAUUGUUAUUUUACAUCGA
Messenger RNA from Adineta ricciae, 393 nucleotides. Lineage: Eukaryota; Metazoa; Rotifera; Eurotatoria; Adinetida; Adinetidae. The record is from the annotation of a GenBank genome assembly.